Messenger RNA from Arachis ipaensis, 1513 nucleotides. RefSeq names its product 2-aminoethanethiol dioxygenase, putative (DUF1637). The record is from RefSeq and is a predicted model, not a curated record. Gene Ontology annotation, molecular function: oxidoreductase activity, acting on single donors with incorporation of molecular oxygen, incorporation of two atoms of oxygen. NCBI's taxonomy places the organism in Eukaryota, Viridiplantae, Streptophyta, Magnoliopsida, Fabales, Fabaceae.
UGUGGUGGUGUUGAAGUUGAAGAUCUUCAUUUGGGUCACUAUCAUUGAUCCUAUUUUCGCCUCUCUUUCUCUUCUUUGUUCUUCUUCUCUUAUAACUAUCGAUCCCUUUCUCUCUCUUUUCCUCUUUUACUCCAACCUGCUCAAAUCUUCUUCCAUCAUUGCUGUAUCACACUCUCGAGAACCUUUCCUUCUCUCCUUCCCUUAUGGGUUUCCCAGGCCCAUAAAUUAGAUUAGCUGUGAAGGAACAUCCACAGAUAUUCAGAUUCAUAACCUGUUGGUUUUGAUUCUGAAACUAAAUUACAGUUAUUAUCCAAUUGUAUACCCAGUAGAUUGAUAAGCUGCUCAGGAGGUGUUGUCGGCUUGCUGCUUUCGGAGCUUUGUUCUGAGUAGAUAAGUUGAUCACACCUCGACAACAUGCCGUAUUAUGUUCAGAGACUUUAUAGGUUAUGUAAUACAUCCCUUUCAUCUGAUGGACCUGUGUCUGACGAAGCUAUUGAAAAAGUUCGCGAGAAGUUAGAAAAAAUCAAGCCAUCAGAUGUUGGUCUUGAACAGGAGGCACAAGCGGUUAGGAACUGGUCUGGAGCAAUGCUUGAGCGUAAUGGGGGCAUUCAACCAUUACCUCCAAUCAAAUACUUGCAUUUACAUGAGUCCAACAGCUUCUCUAUAGGAAUUUUCUGCAUGCCCCCUUCAUCUGUUAUUCCUCUGCAUAAUCAUCCCGGAAUGACAGUGUUCAGCAAGCUCUUAUAUGGAUCAAUGCAUGUUAAAUCGUAUGACUGGAUCGAUCCCUCUACCCCAAAUGAUCCAGCUGAAGCUAGACCUGCAAAACUUGUCAAAGAUACGGAGAUGAUGGCGCCAACUCCAACCACGGUUCUUUAUCCAACUCACGGAGGAAACAUACAUUGUUUUAGAGCCAUAACUCCUUGUGCAAUCCUGGAUGUGUUAUCUCCGCCUUACUCUGCAGACAGUGGAAGACACUGCUCUUACUUCCGCGAAAGGAACGAUCUCCCAGGCAACUUUGAGUUCAACGGGGUCACAUUUUCCGACAUAACAUGGUUGGAAGAAUUUGAACCACCUGACUUUGUUAUCCGGAGAGGGCUGUACAAGGGUCCGGUUAUUAGAACUUAAAGGCAUACCUUUCUAUGUUUUGUGUAAUUUUAACACUAGAGAGAGAAAUUCGCUUACUAUCUAUUUAGGUUUACAAAUUACAAGUUACAACAAAGGGAAAUUGUGUCCAGAAAAGCCAAUGCUAUAUAAUAAUUAUAUUCCUAGGGCCAUUUCAGCUAGGCAUUUUGGCUUGUACAUAACACAAUGCACUAUGGUUGUUGUUGCAGUUUCUCUAUAUAUAAGUCAUAAGUCCCUGGCCUCGGUUUAAUCCAUUAGAAGAGUUUCAGAAUUUGAGUGGAGAAAGGAAAAAAAAAAGACAGAAUCUCAGUCAUAUGAUGAGUGAGUGGGCUCCUAUUAAAUUUUGUUUGCUUAAUAUAGUGCGAAAGAAUAUAAUUCUGAUUGAAGUUUA